GCCGACUUUGCCUCUGUAUGACCGUUCGUGGAAGUUAAGAGAGAGGGGGAGAAGAAGAAGAAAUUGUAAGGAAUGGAAUGAAAACCGAAGUCUUUUUUGCUUCUUUUGUUUUUAUAUAGACAGCUUAGAUAGAGAGAAGGGGAAAAAACCCCAGAAUAACACAGACAACUUUCAUUCUGUAGAGAGAGAGAGAGAGAAAGAGGGAGGGAAGGAGAGAGGGGGAAGCUCUCCCUUUUAGUCCUCAAGGCUUCACAAGUUGACAGUAAAACUCUGUUGGUUUCUGCUGCAAAGCUUAUCAUUACCAGUUCCUUGUUUGGCGUGUUAACAAAGUAGACCAGUCUCUGCAGGUGCUUUGAUUGCUAAAGGGGAGACAUUGCUUUCAAAUUGAUGUGUCAAAUCUAAGACUGUGGCAAAUAUAAUCAGAACAGAUCAAAUGCCAUCAUUGAAAAUGAAGACAAAACUAAGUGGGGGCUCUUUAGGGGAAAGAAGUCUUGGUGUGUGUCAGACGUCCAGUGUUAUAUGCAAGAAAUCAUGCGCUAAUGUCCACACGGUUUAUCCUUUAUCAGAGGCUGAUCUUUGUAUUCAGAAAUGUCCAGAUGAUUGCGUUUCAUCGAGUGAGGACAUGCAUUCUCCGGAAACCGAUGGUGUUGAAGUCCCUGAUCAGCAAAAACUGUCACAUCAUGGGAACUCCCAUUUUCAGACAUAUGAUUCUAGUAUAGAUUCUGGAACCAUUGUGAAGAUGGAUUCUACACAUAGCUUCACAGCUGACUUGGAAACCAUUUUUUCCCCGGCUUUGGAACCCAUUUGUAUAUACAACAUGCCCAACAUAGACGAGAAUCCAGGAGGCAAAAGUAAUCUUAUCUUCUCAGGGUUGGGAAUUGAUGGAAGGGAUAGUCAUAUAAGAUUAUCUGAUUAUCAGAGCUGCAACAUCUCAGAUUUCUCUAUCUCCGAAAUGAUUAUCUCUAGCCUACCAUAUGAUGGGAAUGCAAUAGAUAGUCAUCUCUAUGAGAGUGAAGCUUUUCCUGAUUACAGAUGUGCUGAGCCAAGUAUGUUGUUUGAUAUGGCUCAGGAGUGCUUGAUACUCCCUUUUCUUGAGGAUACUGCCAAAUUGACAAAUUCCAAUGAUCUGAAAUCAGGUGAAGAGGCCAUUGAAGGUGGUCCAGAUGAUGCUGACUUAUAUACAGCUAUCAGCCAGAUAAGAACCUAUAACCAGGAAUGUGAUCCUAUCGCCAACUCUGAUCAGGCAGAUGAUUUUGAUCCUCAGUUCUUUAUCAGAACUCUACCUGAAUUAUCAGAAGUUGUAUCAAAUUUUCAAACAAGCAUGUUCCCGAAAGAUACUCAAAGGAGGAAGUCAAUAACAUUAGUACUCGACUUGGAUGGUAAAACAUUUAUGCACUUUACUAUAAUAGCUAGGGGGUUUUCGUUUUUGCAUAUCUCAGAAACACUUGUUCACUCUACAUUGGAACAUUGUGUGGAUGCCGACUUCACUUUCACCGUGUUCUUCAACAUGAAAGAGCACACUGUAUUUGUGAAGAAGAGGCCUCACCUACAUACGUUCCUGGAGACAGUUGCUGAGAUGUUUGAGAUUGUCGUCUUUACUGCAAGCCAAAGCAUAUAUGCAGAACAACUUUUGGACAUACUGGAUGCUGAAAAGAAACUCAUAUCUCGUCGGAUUUAUCGGGAGUCAUGCAUAUUUUCAGAUGGCACAUAUACGAAAGAUUUGACAGUGUUAGGUGUUGAUCUUGCCAAAAUUGCCAUAAUUGAUAAUUCUCCACAGGUUUUCAGGUUGCAAGUAAAUAAUGGGAUUCCUAUUAAGAGUUGGUUUAGUGAUUCUUCAGAUCGUGCUUUACUAUCAUUACUGCCCUUCUUAGAGACCUUGGCUGAUGCUGAUGAUGUCCGCCCAAUAAUUGCAAGGAGAUUCGGUAACAAGGAAUAAGAGUUAUCUUUCCUUAAUAGCUUGGAUAUUGUGCAUUACCCUUAGUUUCUCUUCUUUCCGUCAAAUUGGGUCUCUAAUAUUAGAUGGUCAAUCUCUUCUCUUUCUAGUAUUUUCAAAUAAGUAACUAUAGAAUAAGAUAGAGUUUGUUUUGUUGUCGAUCCAGCCUUGCUUGUUUCUUCUCUUUCUUUGGGCCAACAGGUCCUUUCAGGUAAUCAUCGUCUAGUUCUUCAAAAGGCAGUCGUAGGGACUAUCCUGUUUUGUUGUACAGUUGAAGUUUCAAUUUAUAGAGAAGGUGUACAUAAACAUUCACGUCAAAGAAAAGUUUCCUACUUUGCGUUCUCUUAGUUGGUGGUGGCCUACAAUUCUAUAUCGAGGUCUCCAUUGCUUCUUUUUAGUUGUAUGAUAGUUGAUUUACAUUGAAGCCAGUUAAGCCUUAGAACUUCAAUGCUAGCAAAUUAGCAUGAUUCCCACUAUGGGGAUGUAUUAGCAUGAUUCCCUCUAUGGGGAUGUAUAGCAGCAAUCAAUAACCCGGUUGAGUGUAGUAGUUCAUGAACCUACAAACUGUUAAGAUGGUUGGGGUGCUUUGUCUUGCUGCCAUUUGCAUCUACAUUUGGAAUAUGAGUUAGCUUUCUUAACAUGGAUGAUAAAUUGCUCAAAACAUAGAAUUUUGACGUCUUCUAGAAAAUUUAUGCUAAAGGUGUUUGCUGAACAAAGGAGUUUGGAGUCUAUGAUUUGCUUUUGAAAUAUGGGGGAUUCUAAGAACUUGUUAGUGAUGAAAUUAUUACUGAAAUAGCGUCUUUUCCCCCCUUUCCUUUUUUACACUGUGGCUGCGUAAUGGUGCCUUCUCUGCAGGUGUUGUGAGGAAUGGCUUUAUGUGUAGGGUAUUCUAUAGCAUGUUCUGUUCUACAGGACCAUUUUUCACAGGGGGUUUCAAUACACAUUUGUAAUAUUUUUUCUUUCCCAUAAUGCCAUACGGUCGCUUUUGUUCUAGUCGAGUUGUGACCUGACCUGUAUCUUCCACUGUUCAAUGAUGUAGCAGUAGUAGUUAAAAAGAGUGAGAACAUCCAGCAGCCUGGGCGAUGUUGCUCGGUUGCUGUACGAAUUUUACUAGUUUGUCCAGUCUUUUACCCCGAACAGACUCGUUUUCGACAAUUUUGUAGAUACAUUGUGUUUUAGCAAUUGUCGUAUGCUUCUUAAGGCUGUUUUGUUCUUUCAGUACGAUAAAUGUUCGUUUCGGAUUUGCAUGAAUGUUGCGCUGUGCAGUCGGCUUGUUAUCAACCAUUGAUUGUGAAGUUGUUUUCCACUUGUAAUUGC
Linum tenue is the source of this 3250-nucleotide messenger RNA. The record is from the annotation of a GenBank genome assembly. Lineage: Eukaryota; Viridiplantae; Streptophyta; Magnoliopsida; Malpighiales; Linaceae.